This is a messenger RNA of Condylura cristata (star-nosed mole), 5132 nucleotides long. It is a transcript of the gene ICA1L, whose product is annotated as islet cell autoantigen 1,69kDa-like. The coding region runs from base 405 to 1835 and encodes 476 amino acids. Gene Ontology annotation, molecular function: protein domain specific binding. Gene Ontology annotation, cellular component: Golgi apparatus. The record is from RefSeq and is a predicted model, not a curated record. Gene Ontology annotation, biological process: regulation of transport. Lineage: Eukaryota; Metazoa; Chordata; Mammalia; Eulipotyphla; Talpidae. The transcript is spliced from 15 exons.
GCCGAGGUCCUGGCCCGACUUCCUCUCAGCUCACUGGGGCAGAGAACGGGCGAGGCGUGGUGGUGACGUGUCGGGGCCCUCCCGGGCCUAACGGAGCGUCCACCCACGCUCUCCCGGGUCGAGGAGGCGCGCCGAGGCCUGAGGCUGGUUUGGGUGAUUUCUCUCGAAGGUCGAGACCGCUUCCAUUAGAGGCAGAUGCUCACAGACUGCAGCGUACUGUAAGGCGAUAUUACUUUAAUCAUCUUCCCAUCAAUAUUUAUGAAGUAGCCACAGGUGCCUCAUCCUUGAAUAGGAGUUGUACAUUUAUUGACCAAAUGAACAUCUGAUGCUUACCUUUUCCAGUACUCACCGAGCUUCCUUUAAAUUUUUAUUUUUAUGCUUAACAGGAACAUUUGAGUCAAUCCAUGGAUUCCUCUGGACAACCCAGACCAGAAGAUAACCAGUCAGUGGUCAGCAGAAUGCAGAAAAAAUACUGGAAAACAAAGCAGGUCUUUAUUAAAGCAACAGGGAAAAAGGAGGACGAGCAUGUGGUAGCCUCUGAUGCUGAACUGGAUGCUAAACUUGAGGUUUUUCACUCCAUUCAAGAGACAUGCACCGAACUUCUGAAGACAGUUGAAAAGUAUCAACUAAGACUCAAAGUUAUAUCAGGAGAAGAAAAUGAACUAGGGCUCUUUUUGAUGUUUCAAGCUGAACGGGAUGCAACACAAGCUGGCAAAAUGAUGGAUGCUACUGGCAAAGCACUCUGUUCUUCAGCCCAGCAAAGAUUGGCCCUGUGUACUCCUCUAUCUCGUCUAAAGCAAGAAGUAGCAACAUUCAGUCAAAGGGCAGUAUCUGAUACCUUGAUGACAAUUAACCGGAUGGAGCAGGCACGCACAGAAUACAGAGGCGCUUUGCUGUGGAUGAAAGAUGUAUCCCAAGAACUGGACCCAGAGACCUUAAAACAAAUGGAAAAAUUCAGAAAAGUACAGAUCCAAGUGAGAAAUAGCAAAGCUUCUUUUGACAAGUUAAAGAUGGAUGUUUGUCAGAAAGUGGAUUUACUUGGAGCUAGUCGCUGCAAUAUGUUAUCUCAUACACUCACUACCUACCAGAGAACACUCCUUGGAUUCUGGGAGAAAACAGCUCAAAUAAUGUCCCAAAUCGAUGGGACCUGUGUUGGCUUUCAUCCUUAUGGUUCGAUAGCUCUCAAGCAACAAGAAGACACUCCAAGCAAGCUUACUGAAGGCAACAAAGAAGAAAACAGUUUUGUUACCGAAAACCUCAAUAAGUUAGUUUUGUCAGAUGAGGAAAUAAGCUUGGAAAGUGAACCAGCAAUCAAAGACCAUAUGGAAAAGCAUUUUCAAAUGAGGGAAAUUGAAGCACUUCAGUUUUCUAACUCUGAAAAUGUUACGAAAGAUCUACCUGUAGAUUCCCUGGAAGAUUUUGAGAAGGAAUUCUUAUUUCUGAACAACCUCCUAAGUCCUGCAUCUUCAAAUACUAAUGAAUUUACUCAAGAAUGCCAGACUGCCUUUGGAAGCCCCAAGCCCUCUUUCACUUCCCAGGAACCUCCUGUGGGAUCUGAACCUCAUUCUUCUGGAUUCCUUCCUUCACAACUCUUUGACCUUGGCCUUCGUGCUGAUGGAGCUUUCAACAGCUGGGCCUCCCAAAGGGGAUUAGAACUUCCUCUUUCACACACUGACAACCAACUAGUGCCUUCACAAAGUCCAAAGAAAUUAACAAGAUCUCCCAAGAAUGGUAACCAAGACAUGUCAGCCUGGUUCAGUCUGUUUGCAGACUUGGAUCCACUUUCAAACCCAGAUGCUAUUGGACACUCAGAUGAUGAACUUCUUAAUGCUUAGCUGAAGUUAUAAUGUCACUUCAAUGGCCUUGAGACCACUUUUGCAACAUACACCUUUGUGAAAAGGAUUUUAUAUUUUAAUCCAUACAUAAAACAUCAUGUUUGCAAAUGUAACACUUGUCAACCAACAUUAGGCAGAUGGUAAGAAACCAUGAGUACAUUAAGUAUCUCUUUAUUAUCUUGGAUAUGCAGCUAUUCAUAAUAUAUGGAAAAUAUUAGAAACUACUGAGUCUGAAACAGAUGCCAAAAUUUAUUUCAACAUAAUAGCUACAAGUAAUUCUGUCAAUAAGAAAUUGGGUUUACUUAUUUGGGAAAUCUUUUAUGUAUAAGUUGCCUUGCUGGCUGAUAAUUUUCUAUGUGGAUAAAAGACACAGACAUUUGGUUGUGACUUGGGUUAGCUUUUUAAAUGUAACAGUGACUGAGGGAAUUUUCUGUUCUGGAAAGUAGCACUAGAACCAGAACUACUUUUGGUUUUCAUUGGAAAGGUAGAAUAACAUUUGAGAACUCAAUUUGCUUUAAUGAAAUCAAAGAGAAACUUGGUGCUUGUUUUCUCCACUUGUAGUAUUACUUAGUCUUUUUACUUUAAAAAAAAAUCACUGACAUCCCUCAUUUCCACUACUGAAUUUUCAUGGGGAAGUAUCAGGGUGAUUGAUUUAUUAAGUCCAUCUCUGUAAAAAUGGAAAACUUUUAUCCUAGCUCAUAAACAGUAAGACUGUCCUAUAAUAUUCAAGACAAUGUUCAGGGAUCUUCCAGCCCCGUUUUUCACAUUGCUACAGUAAUGUCUAGUAUUCAUAUUCUUCCUGAAAACAAGGGAGGACACGCCCUAAGCAACGGACAAUAAAUAGUAUUCCAGAAACUACCUGAAAAUUUCUACCUGAAUAUGGGGGGAAAAAAAAUUCUAAACACCAAUCCUUAUACAUACAUGUGUACUUACCCCGUAUUUCUUGGUAUGAUUUAACCCACGAUAUCUUCUGGCGAAGUUACAGAUAGCUCCACAUGGCUAAUAAGGGAGUGUCUCAUUUCUCUCUCUCUUCCUUUUCUGUAACCGACAUCUGUUGCUCUAUUUGACUGUGAAAGGAACUGUUCCUCUUGGACGGGUAUAAGUAGAGUGUAAGUACUUGGAAGAAGGGAAUUUAAUAGCAGCAAGUACAAGCUCACAAAAACACAGCCCCUGUGUACACACAUCAUGUACCUUUCCUGCACGUUCCCUUUAGGUUGGAGGCAGCUCUCUGGGUGGCUUUUGUCAUCCAGUCUAUUGGUUCUCUGAAAACAAGCACUUUAACCAAGUUGUUUACAUAGUUUUUGUGCACUCCUAAUUCUAAAUAAGCUUAUUUAUUAUUCGUGACUUGCUUAUAACAUCCAAGUCAUUGUAUAUAGAAAACAUAUUUUGUAGCAAUGGAGAACAGAUAAAAUGCCAUUAAUAUGGCAUAACUAUCUGAACUGGCCACAAAGUUCUCCAGAAAAUUCACUAUGGCUAAACAUUAUAUAGGCUGGAAAGACCUUAUCUGAAAGUCAGAAACAUGGAAUAAGGAAAAGAUUUUGAAGUCUUAAAUUUUUCACAUGCUUAUUCUAUAUUUUAUUUUUAAUAAGUUGUUACUUACCCCUCAUUAUUUUUUAACACUUCCUUUUUAUUUAUUGUAAUUUCCCAAAUAUAAUACUGCCCUCUGCCAAGAUUCAGUCACCAAGGAUUAAGAUGAAUCACAAUCUACAUCGUGUAUCUAUGGUGACUUUAUGCUCUUUUGAAUACCUGAAAAAUAACCUGAACUUUGUAUUGAGGUUAUGCCAUUUUUCCUCACUAAUUUUCUGUCACUAAUGCAUUAGUUCUAAGGUUUUUAUCUCCCUUGCAUUCAUGCAAAGCAGUACCUGUUUUCUUGUAUAAACAGAGACACCUCAAUGCAGAGGAAAACCAUUAGCCUUUCCAAGCUUGAAUCUCAGACUAUGAAUGUGAAGGGAUACUGUCCUCAAUUUUCCAAGAGCAGAGGUUCUCCAAAAAAUAGAACCACAUAGGUAUUUUUACCAUUCAGUUCCAAAAUUUUUUUCUUUCAACACAAAAGGUAGCUACCCGUUAAACCUGAAAGCAAGAUUAUCUGCACUUCGCAAGCCCAAUUGUAACAUCAGUGAGUCUAAUACAAUUUUGAAGAGUACCUUAAAAACUAUUAAAAGAAGGUAACCAUUCAUGUUUUUUCAAUAAUUUAGGGGCCAAAACAAAAAUCUAGCUACAUUACAGCAGGGUUACUAAUCUAGGAAGCCAACCAGAUAUUCAGAAGGGAGUAAAAGAAAAAAUAAACACAGAACAGAAAGGCAAUCAGUUGCUAUUUGUCUAACCAUUCAAUAAUCAACCAUUCAGUAACAAAGGUAGACUGCGAACAACUGUUGCAAAAUAAAUUGAUCCCUUUUUUAAAAUAUUAAAUGGGGGGAAAUACUGAUCUACUUUUUAAUAUGACCUAAUUCCUUUAACCUUAGCCCCAAAGGUACUAAAAUUUGCUAAUUUUUCUACAAUCACUUUACAAGAAAGCAGCAGGAAUACUAGGGCAUGUUAAGAUCAGACUAGCAUCACUUUGUACUUUGAAAUCAUUCCUCAGUUGUAAAACAUAGGGCUAGAGAUGACUAGAAACACUAUUUUAAAAAAUAGGUUUCAGUAUUUGCAAAAUGAAAGUGUUUGUGUUUCAACUAGAUAUUUCACAUAAGUAUCUUUAUAAAUUAAGUCUUAAAGCAGAAGAACAAAGGAAGUUUGAAAGUGCUCUAUUUUUCUGAGCCUCUUUUAAUAAAGAUUACUAAAUUGCAAAAAUAAGUGUGUUUCCUAAAUAUUCAAUAUAAAUCUAGUUGUUGUGUGUCCCUAUUUAGAAACUUGGGUUUUACAUCAUGGCCACAGUAAUAGGAAAAUAAAUUAACCACAAAAUGAAAAUAAAACUAGGAAAUUAAUAUCUUUGUGAAACUAUUCUUUCCACUUCAUGUAGGACUUGUAAGACAUGGGAAAUAACAGAAUCCUAAAAUAUCAAAAUGAGGUCUAGAAGUAAUAAUCAGUAAAAUAUAUGAAACAAACCUGAUUUGUUGAAGGCAAGAAUUAAAAAAAAGCCAGAAUUGACCCAGUGUUCUGUUUUUCAUAGGAUUGCUGUGGCCCUGCACUUCCUUACCUUGAGCAGUGAAACAGCCCUAGAAUGCUGUGAUAUAGAGUAGGAAAGAAGUACAAACUUUAAAAUAUUAACUAGUUCAGCAGUACUUAAAGUAAUGAAUUUAAAACAUAUAGUGGCAAGGGUUGUUUUUUUUUUAAUGUAGAAGAACUGGAGUACAGGCCAGA